AUGAAAUCAGGGAAGCCGCAAGGGGCCAAGCGCUCUCGCUUCCCCCAGGAGUCGGUGACUAUUGAGAUUCCCGGACACUCAGUUAACUACCCGCUUCUUUGUCUGCAGCUUCCAGAAAGCAGCCACGCACUAAACAGGUCAAGUUCUGGGAAGAACGAGGAAAAGAAAGGGAAUAAGGAAAAUGGUAAAAGUGAAUCCGUUUCUGAAGGUGGAAAGACAGCUGUGGUGUUUUCCUUGAAGAAUGAAGUUGGUGGAUUGGUGAAAGCUCUCCGGCUCUUCCAGGAGAAACAUGUGAGUAUGGUUCAUAUUGAAUCAAGAAAAUCCAAGCGAAGGAACUCGGAAGUAGAAAUUUUUGUGGACUGUGACUGUAGUAAGAAAGAAUUUAAUGAACUAAUCCAGCUGCUCAAGUUUCAAACUAACAUCGUAUCUCUUAAUCCACCAGAAAACAUCUGGACUGAUGAGGAAGAUCUCGACUGUGUCCCUUGGUUUCCCAGGAAGAUAUCUGAAUUAGACAAAUGCUCACAGAGAGUUUUGAUGUAUGGAUCUGAGCUGGAUGCAGAUCACCCUGGAUUUAAAGACAAUGUCUAUCGACAGAGACGAAAAUACUUUGUGGAUGUUGCCAUGAGCUAUAAAUAUGGUCAACCCAUUCCCAGAGUGGAGUACACUGCUGAAGAAGUUAAAACAUGGGGGGUGGUAUUUAGGGAACUCAGUAAACUCUAUCCCACCCAUGCUUGUCGUGAAUAUUUAAAAAACUUUCCUCUGCUGACCAAGUAUUGUGGAUAUAGAGAGGAUAAUGUGCCUCAGCUGGAAGAUGUCUCUAUUUUUCUUAAAGAAAGGUCUGGCUUCACAGUGAGACCAGUUGCUGGAUACCUGUCUCCUCGAGAUUUUUUAGCUGGAUUAGCGUAUAGAGUUUUUCACUGUACUCAGUAUAUACGACAUGGCUCAGAUCCUCUCUACACACCAGAACCGGAUACAUGCCAUGAACUCUUGGGACACGUGCCUCUACUUGCUGAUCCCAAAUUUGCUCAGUUUUCACAAGAGAUAGGACUUGCUUCACUGGGAGCAUCUGAGGAAGAUGUUCAGAAGUUAGCCACAUGCUACUUUUUUACUAUUGAAUUUGGCCUUUGCAAGCAAGAAGGACAACUGCGUGCUUAUGGGGCAGGACUUCUGUCUUCUAUUGGAGAAUUAAAGCAUGCUCUGUCUGACAAGGCCAAUGUGAAAACAUUCGAUCCGAAGACAACCUGUUUGCAAGAAUGCCUUAUCACCACUUUUCAGGAAGCUUACUUUGUUUCAGAAAGUUUUGAAGAAGCCAAAGAGAAGAUGAGGGAUUUUGCUAAAUCAAUCAAUCGUCCCUUUUCUGUGUAUUUUAAUCCGUACACACAAAGCAUUGAGAUUCUGAAAGAUACCAGGAGUAUAGAAAAUGUCGUCCAGGACCUCCGGAGUGAUCUAAACACUGUAUGUGAUGCUUUAAGCAAAAUGAACAGAUAUUUAGGAAUUUGACAUUUGUGGUCCUAUUACUUGCUGUCUGCUGCUCUUUCUGUAGCCAGUCUAGUAACACCACAUGGUAUGGCUAACUUUUCCAAUGCAUCAGUUUUCCCUUUACAGCUUGGCCCGUGGCUUGUAUCAUUGUGUAGCUCUGUCUAAUUGUAAUGUGCUGACAAACCAAGGCAACGCUAAUUCAUAAACACAACAUGGAAUGUGGCAGCAUAUAACCAGCAAUUCCUCAACACAAUGUCAUGUACAAGUACACGAUUAAAAACUUGCCUGGCAAUGGUUUUGUUUCCUUAAGGAGAUUAUUCGCUUCAAUGUAAUGUAUAAGAAAUGGUGUUGCUGAUUUCAUUAAGAGUCUGAGUUCGUUUCUUUGUAAUCCCUUUCCUUCCGUAAGAGUCCAGAAAAAAUAUUUGCAAAAUUUUCCAUUUACUUUGUAAGAGAAUCUGUAUUUCUUUCUGCAGUGGUAAAGACAAUGUUUUGCCUUACAUCUGUUACAGAACUGAGAGUCUCUUGUGACUGAACAAUACAAUUUAUAUACCAGUGCUAAGAUCAGGAAGGCUAUGUGUCAGUUUUAAAAGGUCUAUGGAAAUUACAGACUGAGAGACUCACAUCUGAUAAAUAUUCAAAGUGAAUGAGUAAUUGCAAAACAAUAUAAAACCUCUGGCAAUUCAUGCAGAAAGGGUAGCUCUAGUUCACACGUGUAGUACCUCUGCCCUGUGCAUGCUUCCUCCGCAGCGUUUAUCUGGGCAUAAGAGUGGAAGUGCUUUUGUUACUCCAGGUUGUUAGAUGUGAAUAUAAAGCCCUUCUACAUCAUUUUAUGCCUUCUGUGAUUGCUUGUCUUUUGAGGGUACUCCUCUUGCAUUUCAUGCAUAAUUUGUCUGUCUUCAUUAUGCCACGUUCAACAUUGAUGUGGGCAUGCAUGACUGGGUCUACACUGUAUCAGUAUCAGCACAUAUAAAAGGGUGAAUAUGGAAGUUGUUAUUUAAUUAUAGCCAAGGUGAUUAUCAGUCAGUA
Struthio camelus australis is the source of this 2505-nucleotide messenger RNA. The record is from RefSeq and is a predicted model, not a curated record. Lineage: Eukaryota; Metazoa; Chordata; Aves; Struthioniformes; Struthionidae.